AUAUAUAUAUCACCAAGCUCGUACGUGUUUAAAUGGGUCAUCGAGGAGUUAAACGAAUCCAAAGAACAUUAACAGCCAUGGAGAGCUCUCAUGGAACAUCGACGAAGCUGGAGAGGAAAACGGUGGAGAAAAAAAGGAGGGAACAAAUGAAAGCGCUUUACGCGAAGCUCGACUCUCUACUUCCGAGCUCAACUAGUUCAAGGGAAGGGGCAACACUGCCGCGACCUGAUCGACUAAGCGAGGCGGCGAAUUAUAUAAAGGGGAUGCAGGAGAAGCUCGAGAGGAUGAAGGAAAGGAAGAGGCAACUGAUGACUCGCAAUGAGGCGGCGGAUAAUUCGAAGCUUCCGAAGAUAGAGGUGCAGAAUCGAGGUUCAAAUCUAUAUAUGAUACAAAUCGUUAGCAGCCCCGAUGACCGCGCCAUGUUCUAUGAGGCGGUUCGAGCUGUGGAGGAAGAAGGUGGCGAGGUUUUGAAUGCCCAGUUCUCGACUACGGACCGAAAAGCCUUCCACACCAUCUAUGCCUUGGUUGGAGAUUUUAAAUAUCGGUUUGAAACUGGAAAACUAAAGGAGAGAUUGAAGGAUCUAGGUUGGCAAGGGAGGCGUGUGUAAAAAGGAUUCUUGUUUGUUUCGGAGCCGCGAAAUGAACAGUGUGGGAAAUUUAGAAAAUUCCGAGGACUCGAGUGCAAUAGUCAAUAGUCUCCUUUUCCUACUCUCCAAUGCUUUCUCUUUAGAACCUUUCUUACCUUUUUAUGAUGGUAGAAACAAUUAGUUGCAUUUAGAAGGGCCCUAAUGGACCCCACAAUCCACUUCCUUGUGCCCAUUAAUAUUCUUGUUUAAACAUGUAAGUGCUAUAUAUUGGGACAAAAAUUAUAUGGGCAUCAUUUCGAAAUUAGAAGUUUUGGGGUCGAUGUGGAUGGGCACCGUGUGGCCGUACGCCCAUGCUCGCCCUCCCCUACGAAGAAA
Molecule: messenger RNA, 962 nt
Organism: Ananas comosus (pineapple)
Lineage: Eukaryota; Viridiplantae; Streptophyta; Magnoliopsida; Poales; Bromeliaceae
Product: transcription factor bHLH36-like
Exons: 3
Coding region: 33-608 (191 amino acids)
Biological process (GO): regulation of transcription by RNA polymerase II
Cellular component (GO): RNA polymerase II transcription regulator complex
Molecular function (GO): protein dimerization activity; DNA-binding transcription factor activity, RNA polymerase II-specific; RNA polymerase II transcription regulatory region sequence-specific DNA binding
Source: RefSeq, a predicted model, not a curated record